GGCGGUAGUGUAUUGCGUGCGAGAUAAGCUUCCACAUGUUGCACCUCAUUCUGCUCCCUGCCCUCUACUUGACAGCAUGUUUGGCAUCGUGGGGACGAGUGGCCGCUGCCUGGGUCGUGGCCUAGGAGCUUCAUGGCGGGGGCUGCACGUCAUACGCCAACACACCAGCCUGUUCCUACGCACGAUGCAGGACACACGACACCUGCACACCACGUCCCCCACAGCCAAGAAGCUGAACCAACCCCUGGCAGCCAACCAGAUGCCGCGGGCGGGGGGCAUUUCAUCCUUCAUGCGGCUGCCAAUACAGACAAACACGACAGGCCUGGACGCCUGCUUCGUGGGAGUGCCGCUGGACACAGGCUGCAGUAAUAGGGCCGGUGCGCGGUAUGGUCCCCGCGGGUUGAGGUGCGAGUCCCCACUGAGGCCCGUGAACCAGGGCACCGGUGUGAACCCAUUCCUCACUCACAACGUCGCUGACAUCGGAGACGUGUGGCUCAACCUCUACAACCUGGAAGAAGCGUGUAGCAACAUCCGUGAGCAGUACAGUGCCAUCAUUAGUAACGGCUGCGUCCCCCUCACCAUGGGCGGCGACCACACCAUCAGCUACCCCAUCCUGCAGGCCAUGAAGGACAAGUACGGCCCCGUGGGGCUCAUACACGUGGAUGCUCACCCAGACCUUCAGGACAGCGUCCUGGGUAGCAAGAUAUGCCAUGGGACGCCCUUCAAGCGGGCCUAUGACGAGCAGAUACUCGACGCAUCUCGUGUAGUCCAGAUCGGCCUGAGAGGCACCGGGUAUUCCUCCGACGACUGCAACAUCGGCAGGAGUAUGGGUUUCCGGGUGGUGGGGGCGCAAGAGUGUUGGUACAAGUCCUUGGAGCCCUUGAUGGCGGAGGUGAGGCAGCAGAUCGGCGAAGGACCCGUCUACCUCUCCUUUGAUAUUGACGCCAUCGACCCUAGCUUCUGUCCCGGCACAGGGACGCCCGAGGUGGGGGGACUCACCAGCAUUCAGGCUCUUGAGAUCGUCCGGGGUUGUCGCGGCCUUAACCUCGUGGGCUGUGACUUAGUAGAGGUGUCGCCACCUUACGACGUAGCGGGAAUAACGGCAGUUAUGGGUGCCCAUCUCCUCUUCGAGAUGCUGUGUGUGCUGCCAGGAACCCAACGACAAGAUUAAUUACACACAAGGCACCUUCCUCCAAGUCUACCAAGUCUUCCUUAGAUAUGUCCUCAGUUCUUUAAAUGACGCCUCUUUCAGCACGUGGUAAACUUUGAUGUGCUUGCUGCUACUGCCACAGACUCGAAUGCAAGAUUAUCUACUCGUCACCAGAUUCAACGCCACUGUACCUUUGUUAACCUUUUCUUGGUGCUCUAAACUUACAGCAAGUCACAGUACUCUUCUUUUGACGAGGACCUUCAGCCUCACUUGUCACUGGUGCCUCAGGUCGGCCAAUACGUAGGCGUAUGAUUGGUAUGGUUGGCUCCAACCGUUGGUGAUGAGGCUCAGCGCGUGGUUUGGACAAAGGAAAGUCUUAAGAGCUAGGGGGCAAGGAGUUAGCAAUACUGUGAGGCUUCAAAACCGUUUAUCUUAUAGUUUGAUGUUCUUUUGCCGUUCAUCGGAGGUUGACCAGAAAAAGUUAUCUUCUCCAUGUUGUAUCUUCUCCAAGCAAGAACACGUGCAACACUGCUAAGUACGGGCCGUGAAUGAGCUUCUUCACACGAGAAGACUUGAAACAUUGAGGCAAGUUUUCAGUGCAUGUAGUUAACAUUGUGCGUCUUCUGAGACGACGCAGCCUUUCAGCAGGACAAGAACACUCUGGAGUUUUUUUUUUAAGUUUGCCUCACCUUUGAGGUGUUUAGAUUCUUUCAUUUUUAUCUUUUAAAUUUGUAAUAAUUCAAAAUCACAUGAAAAAUACGUUCAUAACGGGAUUCAUAUAUAAAAACUAUAAUGUGCGGCAGCCAAGAAAUUCAUAAUUACAAAGUUACGAUCGCAUCGAAAGUUUCACAGACAUUUUUGGCAAGAAAUAUGACAACAGAAGACGGUAUAACUUUCGCCAUGAACUUUAUAAUAAAGCAUUAACCAAG
Molecule: messenger RNA, 2079 nt
Organism: Eriocheir sinensis (Chinese mitten crab)
Lineage: Eukaryota; Metazoa; Arthropoda; Malacostraca; Decapoda; Varunidae
Product: guanidinobutyrase-like
Exons: 8
Coding region: 77-1171 (364 amino acids)
Molecular function (GO): metal ion binding; agmatinase activity
Source: RefSeq, a predicted model, not a curated record